Molecule: messenger RNA, 11034 nt
Organism: Nilaparvata lugens (brown planthopper)
Lineage: Eukaryota; Metazoa; Arthropoda; Insecta; Hemiptera; Delphacidae
Gene: cyst
Product: rho guanine nucleotide exchange factor 18
Exons: 34
Coding region: 167-4822 (1551 amino acids)
Biological process (GO): regulation of Rho protein signal transduction
Molecular function (GO): guanyl-nucleotide exchange factor activity
Source: RefSeq, a predicted model, not a curated record
CAAGAUGGUGUCGUGCUAGGUGCUACGUACUUUUGUUGUCAGAUUUCGAAUCCGUGUCACUUCCGUGAAUAUUGUUUAAAAAGUUUUUUGUUGGUGUUUUAACAAUGUAUUAAUGUGAAACUUCAUUCUUAUUUGUGCUGAGUGGAAUGUGAUUUAGUGUGUGGCUAUGAAUAAUCAGUUUGAUGGAGGGAUGAGGGAUGUUCAGCUUUCAUCUGGUAUGUGGAAAAUUAUUUUGAACCGUUUUCAUGGUGAUGAGUGUGAGAGCGAGGAGGACGUGAUCACCGACUACCUGGUGCAGCGGGGCCCCCCCUCCUCUCGCAUGGAGUCUGCCUCGGGCCAGCAGGGGGGCGCGCCUCCCCAUGGCGGCCCCCUUGUGCCCAUCAUCAGUGUCACGCCCCACUCACCUGCCGGCAAGCACUACCCUGUUCUAGAGGAAAAUCUACAGCAAUUGCAUGAGAUCCAUGAGACCAUACAGCAAAUGCGUGAUGUAACCACCGUUCAAGCCCUAUCCAAUCAGUUGGCCCGACUGACUCAGCAGUGUGCAAGGUUGAGCGCCUCCUGUCCGAGUUUGAACGACUUGGAAAAUGAGCAGGAUCCCCUCUCCAGUGUCAACUCGUCACCUACCCACACGCUCCCCCCUCCCAACAAUAUCACCAGGAAACGUAGCUCUGGUGAAUGGCAGAUCGGAGUGCGAGAAGACGGAGAAGUGAUGAGAAGACGAAGUUGGGCUGCUUUGGAGGACUUGACCAACAGCAAGGACUCAUGUAGAGCCGACAGACAAAGAAGUAUCAGUUUGAGCAGUUUGGAAUCGGAGAAUGACGAUCCGUUCAGCGAGAGCACGGCCAAUCUGCUGGGGGCGGGUGACGGGGCGGGGGCGUCUGUGGUAGCGGGGGCGGGGGUGGCAAAUGGCGGCAAGGGAGGCCGGAGAGGCAGUGGCCGCACUGGGCGGCAGGCACGCACUGCCGGCACCUCUUCCACCCACUCGCUCAACGAGGCUGACUUACAGAAUGACUUCAUGAAGGUGGUGGCGAAACGCGAGGCAGAAUGUCGCUUGCUGCAGGCGCGUCUUCCAUUGCAGAAGUCCAUUUCGACGCCCUCAAUCCUGGCCGCCCGCGACCUGGCGCCUGGGGUGCCCGUCAUUGACGGCGCCAACGCCACACUCUCAGUAGGGUGCCAACUGCGACCCAGUGGAACCGAAAGCGAGACCGAGGAGGAUAUGUUGGCCAGCCUGCUUGACGCCGACAAGCCUGACACGCAUCUCUCCUUGCAGUACCACUUGUUCAAUGCUGUUUACGACGACCACCAAGAGAAGCGUCGGAAAAGGGGAAGCUUAUUUUUCAGAAAAAAGAAGGAUAAAUCGAAGAAGCAAAGUCAUCAGUGGGUUUCAGUAUGCUAUGGAUCAUCUCAUCUCUGUGAUUGGUGCUCAAAACCCCUCACCAAUAAACCAGCUUUGUACUGUGAAAAUUGUGCUGUGACAGUUCAUCAGAACUCCUGUAAGGAACAUGUGGCUGAAUGUUCAAAAUCAAAAGGAGGAAAGAACACCCCCAAGCAAGCUCAAAACCAGUCGAAUUCGUCGAAAGACAAGUCAAGUGCAAAACGCAACUCGAGCUGUUCCUCGCAGGGUCAAGCCGGAUCGCCAAGUAGGAGGACGACACUGUGUUACUCCCCCUGGCGGAGGGUCGCUACUAAGCUCGGAGUGAAUCAAAUAAUCAAUGAAGAAAAAGACGAUCACUACCAUCAUGCACAACAUCAUCACCAAGAGGGCAUCAACUCUUCAGAUGAGACUGCGUCUGUCACAUUCGAGUUCCUGGAUGAAAGUCCUGUUACAGCCCAUGACCUUGACACGGAUCCCUUCCUCGGUCUCCAGGAUGAAGAACCCGACUCGUGGAGUCCCACAGUUAGCAAGGAUAUUACUAAAAAGCUAAAGGAGAAGGAAAUUAAACGCCAGGAGCAUAUUUAUGAAUUCAUCCUGACAGAAAAACAUCACUGCCUGACUCUUAGGGUUAUGCAAAAGGUAUUUGUAGAAGGUUUGGAGAAGUACUUCCAGCUAGGCCCAAAUGUGAGUCGAAUGUUUCCACGGCUGUCCGAUCUCACUGACAUUCAUUUGAGGUUCCUUCAUCGAUUGCGACAACGGCAGAGGCAGGCUCCGGUUGUUGAAACUAUUGGAGAUGUUCUAUUAGAGCAGUUCUCAGGACAAGGAGCUGUGCGUCUAAAAGCUGCUUAUGGAGAGUUUUGUAGUAGACAUAGGGAUGCUGUAGAUAUUUAUAAAGACUAUUUACACCAUGACAGGAGGUUUGGUGAAUUCAUCAAGCACUGCCAGGCGAAUCCUCUUCUAAAGAAAAAGGGAAUCCCGGAGUGUAUACUUUUCGUGACUCAAAGACUGACUAAAUAUCCGCUGUUAAUAGAACCUUUAAUUAAGACUUCCAAAGAUAAUAAACUAGAACAAGAGAAACUCUCAAAAGCUCUAGCACUUGUUAAGGAAAUUCUAGUGGAAGUAGAUGCCCAAGUAGCCGAGAAGGAGAAAGAAGAUAGAAAAUUAGAAAUCUACAAUAGAAUAGAAGCGAAAUCUUUCACAGUUCAUAGAGGACUCAAGUUUAAGAAAUCUGAUAUACUCUCCAACAAUAGGAGAUUGAGGUUCGAAGGUUGCGCUAUGCUAAUGCAAGGCCGGGGGAAAAUGCACUACGUUCUAGUAAUUGUGUUGUCCGAUGUUCUAUUCUUCCUAAUGGAAAAUAAUCAUAAAUAUACAUUUUUCACCCCUGACAAUAAGGCUGGCGUUGUGUCUCUACAAAAGCUGCUAGUGCGCGAGAAAGCUGGGCAGGAAUCGAGAGGCAUUUACUUGAUAUCAUCCAAUCCAACCGAUCCUGAAAUGUUCGAGCUCAAAGUGCAAAAGCCCAAAGAAAAGCAAGUCUGGAUACAAGCUGUCAGGGAUGCUGUUCAAAACUGUCCGGAAGAUGAUGAAGAUGUGAGUCCCGCAUUCAGCUCAGAGGAAAGGCAACGACUUCUUGAUGCCAAACAAUCUCAGAUUCGACAGAUUGUCGGGUUCCUGAGGCAGAAGGACAUGGAGCAGGCGCUCAUCCUGGAAGACAAGAUGGCGCUGCAGCUGCGGCUGGUGGCUGCGGCUGCGGGUGCGGGGGUGGGAGUGGGGGUGGGGGAGGCCCCCUCCUACUGCCACCUGGUGUCCGAGGAGACUGACACCACCAAGACCUGGAAGGAAGUGCUCAGUGCGCUGCAGAAAGUGAACCAGCUGGCGAGUUCGCUGUACGCGUCGGGGACGAACUUGUCGCGCAGUGUGAGUUCGGUGGGCGAACACCAGAGUGAAGCCUACGUGUCACCCACUCUGCCCAAGCGGGCCGAGACGUUCGGCGGAUUCGACAACGCUAAUGCCAAUGCCAACAAAGACCAGGCCUCUGCUCUCAACAAAAAUUUACUGAAGAAACAGCACCAACAGCAGCUGCAACAGUUGCAGAAGUUGCAACAACAACAGCUGCAACAGUUGCAACAACUGCAGCAGCAACAGCAACAACAACAGCAGCAGCAGAUGCAACAUCAGCAGCAGCAGCAGCAACAACAACAACAUCACUACCAUCAAACAGCGCAACAACAGUUGCAAUCUAGUCGUGAGCCGUCGUUCGGAUCUAGUCCGGUUAGCACACCUGAUUCUGCGCUACCCCACCAAAAGCCUAAACUAUCGCUGGAUUGGAGUGCACCCCCAGACCUACCCGCCCUACUAUCGCUGGGACAUGAGCAGCAGUUGGCAGCAAUGCAGCUGUCGCACCACGUCUACACGCUCACCUGCAUCAUAUCCCAGCAAAUGACAUCGAUUGAGAGCCUGCAGGCGCAAUUGUCGGCGUGCAAAUCACAGGUGACUGGUGAGGAUGGGGGGAGGGGUGGUCGGCCGAUGUACAGACACAACCAUCAGCUGGAGGAGUUGCGCAAUCUGCAGGACAAGUUGACGCAGGAGAAGGAGUGCUGGCAGAGGGAGAGAGAGAGUGAAGAGAAAGAGCUGGAGGAGCGCCGCGAGCAACUGCUCAGGCUACAGGAACAAGUGCGAUCCGAACAGACGGACGUAGUUCAGCAGCGAGAACAGCUGUACAGGAAACUGGAAACGCUGGCCGGACAGGGCAUCCUGAUAGGGGGGCCGAACCUGGGCGCAGUGACGUCACCGGGCAGUGGCAGUGACGCUGUGCCGUCGCCCAGUGACGAGAGGGGGGGCAGCAGUGACGGGGGAGACCCCUCUUCGCCCUCCACCCCCACCGAUCACUCGCGCCGCAAGAUGGAGGCCGCCAAGUGGAAGCAUUCCUCCGCCGGCAAGGCUAGCACCCUGCCUUUGAACCUGAUCAGCGCUACUAACCAGCAAAAGGUGGCAUCCAGUGUACAAAUCAAGCAACAGCUGCCACUGAAGCUGGCGUCCAAGCUAGGAGGCGGCGGAGGUGGAGGCGGCACCCUGCCUGCUGGAGGUGGUGGAAUUCAGCAGAUGCUGCCGCUCAAGCUGAGCCAGAGCCAGGCGGAGGCGGCAGGAGGCGGCACUCGUCGCAGCGGGGGGGCGGGGGCGGUGGGCUACCAGCGACUCAGCUCCAGUUCGUUCAGUCCGCCGGACCCCCACCCCCUGCACCCCCCUGCACCCUCUCAUUCGCGCACCGGCUCUAGUCCAGCUAUGAUGCAGAACAUCGAGGGCGGAGGCGAAGGGCGCGGCGGUGCGAAGGCAGGUCGCACGCACACCUACCCGAAGCUGCCCGACCGCUUCAAGGUCCGCAGUCCCGACUCCACCAACUCCCCCAGCUCCACUCCACACGCUGCCGAGGAGGAGGUCAUCUUCUUCUGAUAGUAAUCAACCCUCAUCUCAAAACGGUCGACAGGGUCCCAACCUAAGUAGAUAUAGUUGCUGCCGCCUAACAGCAGUCUACCUUUUUAUCGUCACUAAACUUUCUAUGGAAGGUAUAGGUAGUGCAACAACGAGAUGGCUCAAGGUUUUCAUUGGUUCAGGGGCCAUCUUAUCUUGCUCUACCUAUAGAACAGUCAACAACUGUUUGUAGUUUUAUGUUGACGUGAUGUCACCCGUUUUUAUCAUUUGUCCAAGGCACUUUUAUUACAUUAAGACACUCUUGGUGUCCAAGCGAGUCGCGGGGCAUUUUUCUCUAGCGCUUAUCAGGACACCAGAUUUAUUGUCCCUGCAGUGUUCCUGGAGUGAGACACCAACCAGACCCCAAAACCCGGUGUCCCGACGGGUGUUCCUAGUGUAAUGCCCUGUGAUUCAAUCGAUUUGGUGUUCCAGCCUGGUGUCCGAAUGUGACCAAUGCUAUGACAGCCAAACUACCAUUCAUGUAUUUAAAGAUUUGUAUUGCAAUGAACACAGUAUUUCAUUCUGACCAUGCGUGAUCCCAAUGUAUUCUUUCUCAGUCGUCGGCUGAAAAAGAAUGACGAGAAGGAGAAUAUCAGAAUGUUGGAGAAGAAGAAGAAUGGGGAGAAAUAAAUUUGUAUCUUUGUUCCAUGCUAUUUUGUCACUCUUGCAUAUAACUACGAACAGAUGAGUUUUGUACCUUCACCUUGGUAGUGACCCACCUCUGUACAAAUUGCGGAAGUUAGCUCCAUGACAUUUUUAUGAUACUAUUGUAUUUUAUGUAUAAUAUUAUGAUGUUGUUGAUAUGUUUCACAUAGUACACAACUAUAGCGAGACUAAAUUUUGUUGGUUGUAUAGUUGAGCUGGGUUGCGCUAAGCGAGAUCAAUAAAUGCACUCUAUCUAAGCUGGAUCAACAAUUUGAAUCCCGUAUCAGCGCAAUGUUGAGUAAUUAUCAAUGAACUGGAUUGAUGCUGGUUGGUGCAACCCAAUGCUAGUUGAUCUACCACUGGCUGCGCAACUUCAGCCUUGUCAUCUUCUUAUAGUUAUGCUUACACAUGUAAAUCAGUGUAGUUUUAUUUUUACCUGUUUACAUGUUUUAUCAAUCCUAACUAGCAUUUAGCGGAUUAUCAAGAUUAUCAGUGAUAUAAGUAAAUUGUUACUGGAUGUAUCAUUCUAUUUUUCUUAGUAGAAUGAACUAUUUAUUUUUGUAAACUAUUAAUUUGUUGUGGUAGUGAGUGAAGUAUGAACAGCUGGUUCCUGUUAUGGCUGGAAUUUUUCUCGAGGUAUAAUAAUUACAGAAGAUCUUUGAUUGUUAUCAUAUAUGGUUAGUCAGACUGUGUAGUAUUCAAAAAACAUUUUCAUCUCAAGUUUGGUAUGUUAGGCUAUAUUCCGUCUCACAUCUACUGACUUAUCUGAUCCUUUACUGAAAUGUCUUUUUUGCUUAUAUUAUUAUGAUUUUUUUCCAAUCUUGGAAUAAUAAUUUGACAUAUUUCUGCGAUAUGAUUUGAAUGUUAUUUAGAUAUUCAAGGCGUUUUUAUCAGUGAUACGGUUAUAUAAAGUUUUUAUUUCAUGAACAAGUUAAAAGCAUGGAUAGUCAGUAAUUAUUGACUUGUGAAUUAAGAUGUAAUAAUCUUUCCCAAAAUCAAAUGAAAAAAACGGAAAAAUCAUAAAACCCUAAUAGAUUGUUUGAUAUUAUCUAAUGCAAAUAAAAUGUUGGUUGUCAUUGAAAAAAGGUUGAAGAAAGAAAUCAAAAGUUUGUUUCUUUGAAUUAAAGUAGCAUUUUUAAACUAAAAAAGAAAAUUCAAAUAUCCAUAGAGGAUACGAUACAGUUGGCACUGUAUGUACAUUUUUGUAUCUUGUAGAUUUCAACACUUUUUAAUAUUCAACAAAAUAAUAAAAUAGAGUAUGAAACCUUAAGUAACUCAUUGUUGAUUUAGUUCAGAAACUAUCGAAGGUCUUCUGUGAGUUUCAAGAAGAAUAUCUCGAGUCUAGUAAUAGUUGCAGUAUUAUAGUGAAUAUACACUUUUGUAAUAACUUAUUUGGAGCUUGAAGCAUCGUUUUAUUCUGUACUUUCAAGUUCCUUUAGUAACUUAGUAGAUGCUUUCAACAGAGUUUACUGUGUCUUUCGCUUAUUUCAAUGUAUUUCUUAAUAAACUGAAAAGAAACAAACUGGACCGAUAAUUGUUAAUGUAUAGGGUCUUAUUGAGAGACAUUUCUCUUCUUUGAACUUCUCGCAGAGCAGCAAUCUUUGUAAUAUUAUUUACUUGUAAAUCAAUAAGUGCUCGUCAUUAAACAUUCAUUAUUUAAUUUUUGACACGUUUUUGUGCUUUUUUAUAAUUAUUCGACUUAUUGUAAUUAGCAAAUACGCUGGACAAUAUACUUGGCAAUCAAUGUAUUGUUACAAUACAUAAUAACUUGGUAUACAAUUUUCAUUUUUCCAAUUCUUUCAAGUUAUUUGAUUUUUUUUCAAAUUACUGAUAACAGAACAUGAAUUUUUUCUCAUCAUCCAUUGAUGGUAUUGUUAUUUAAUUCAACAUAAAAGUUUUAUUGUAGUCAGUAAUAAAAUCAGGUAUUUUAUAAAGAUAUGAUAAGGGAUUUGAAAAGAUCUCUUCUAUUAGGUAGUUUAUAUUCUAUAAAUUUCCAUUUUUUCUAUUCUAGUAUUGUACAUCUAAUAAGCAAUAUAUUUUAGAUAACCCUCGUUGAAAACGUUUAAACUCACUUGAGUAGUAUUAUUCGGAGCUGAUAUUUAUUAAAGUGAAGUAUGUUAUUUCAUUUGUACAAUUUGUUUUAUAAAAAUCGGUGAUUUUUUUAAAUAUCUAUUAUUAAUGGUGUAAAUAUUCCCAAAAUGAAAGAGUAAGUGAGUUAGAUUAUCAUUAUAUUGAAGUAUAUAUGUAUUCAUAUUGUUGUAUUUCAAACUACAUUCUUCUUUAAUCCACUUAUUGUAUAAACACUUAUUCUAUUCUAAUUAUUGUGUUCGUCAAUGUAAUGUAUGUAAAAAAUAUAAUAGAUAUAUCUGAGCUUUUGGUAGUAAAUCGCUGAAAACUAUUAAUAUAAUUUGUAGCUUUGAUACUAUUACGGCAACUACUUAGUUUAUGAUAUAGGCAACUAUUUUCCUUAAUUUGAAUAUAUUUUUUCGCAUCUAUAAAUCCAGUCUUUCGUACUUGCAAGACUCUAUAAUAAAAAUCAUGUUAUAAAGUGCAUGUCUAGUUGAAAAAGUUACAUAAAAAAUGUCUUUCAUAUUAAACUAUUCUGUAAGAAAUAGUUGAAAAAUUAGAAUUUUCACUACAAUGACAAUGUUACUGUCAUUAUUUGUAUUUUGUUUUAUGCAAUAAUUUUACAUUUGAUAAAUAAUUGCUUAUUUCAACAGCAACUUUUUUUGUAUUGUAUUAAUGUUCAACUAGGUUUAAAUCUAUUACUGUUGAAUUCAAUUAGAAUUUAUUCAACUAGAGGUGUUAUGACGAAGGCAUAAUCAGCUACUAGAAAAGUUAUAUUUUGAAGCUUUGAAAAAUACGAAUCCCAAUCAAUAAAUUAUUAAAGUCUAACAAUUGAGAGUUCUAAUUCACUAAUAACAAGGUGCAAUAUAAAUAUGCUUGUGAAAUGUAUGCAUACUUGAUGGUAUGGUUUAAACUGAAUCAAUUUUUAUGAAUAUAUCCUACUUUAAUCUAUGCAAAUUUGUUGUAACAAGGUAUGAUUGAAGGAAUGGCUCCUAGGGAAAACGCUACAAGCGCCAAAAUUUGAGUACUUGAUUUUUUAUGGAAAAACGUUCCUUGUGCUCUUGCCUAUCAUGGCAUGUAUUGAUCAAUUUUAUAACAGACCUAUAAUAUACAUUCUGUGAAAAAAUAUUUUUAAAAUAUCCAAAAAUCAACACUGAAACGUUUUUUUAGUUCCUGUAAAAUUUGAGAAAUGGCGCUUGUAACGUUUUUCCUGGGAGCCAUUCAAUUAUAAACUUCUAUUUUUUCUGGCUCUUGUAUUUUUGUGUGCUUUGGUUGGUUAAAGUUUUUCAUCACUUUUAGGUUGAACCUGACUAGCUCAAACGUCUUUCACAUGAAUUGAAUGAAAAUAAUAAACAAAUCAAGUCAACAGCACUUGUAGACAUUAUAUAAUUUAUAUAAUAUUUAUAAUAGGUAUAAAUAAUAUUUUUCAAAUUUGUAUAAAAUCGUAAAUAAUUAUUUUUUGCUUGGACGCUUUAAAAUAUAAUUUCCAUUCACUUUAAAUGAAUUUAAAAUUAUGAGCUUGUGUAAUGUGAUAUGAUGUAGUAUUGUAAUGAUAUACCACUACGUAUUAUAUAUUGUGUUUUAUGUCUCAAGCGAUCCACAACUAUAAACCCACUUAUUAAAAUACUCUUCAAAUUUUAAUAAAUAUAUAUCUAUUUCUUGAUAAUUAAAUUUAUAUCUAAGAUACUAUUGAGUUCAAAAAUUCUAUUUCAUAAAUAUGAAAUUUUAUUUAUUAAAAUAUUGUACUUCAAAUAAAUCUUUGUCUCAUAGAUUUCUUCAAGAAAAUAUAUAUUAUCUAUUAUAAACUACUGUAUUAAAAUAUUGUUGUGGAGUAAUAGAUAAUUUAAUAUGUAUAAUGUACAUAAUUGAACAGUGGAUUGAACUAUAAUAUAUGAUAAGUAAGAAUAUGUUAGUAACCUUCUCAUAAUUAUGCAUGUGUAUAAAGCAAAGCUUUUUCUUGUAAUUUCAAUGAGACUGACUCAAAGCUGCAACAAAUUAUCAUAAUUCUAUUCCAUCUUCCCUGUUGAGAGUAUCUUGUUAUCCGUUUCUAAUGUUGUUGACUAGAUAUGUUAUACGUUGAGAUUGAAUGUUAUCCAAUGAAAGUUGUUGAAAUCUUCAAAAAGUAAAACUUGUUGAAUGUAAAUUGUUCAAUAUUUAUUUUUAUCUGACUGAAUUUUAUAAUUAUAAAUUAAAAAAAUACUAUUUUGAUCUUCCUAGUUGUCUUUGUUGUUAUGUAUUGUAAUACUAGUAUUAUAUUAUACUGUCAUACUAAUAAUUAUAAUAUAUGAGCAAUCUUGAUUGAAGUAUUUAUUAUUUUUUGUCUUAAUUCAAGAAAAUUGUAAAUUGAAAAUAAUUUGAUUGUUAUAUCCGUGGCAGGCGAAAUAAGCAAUACUUAAUUUUUCUUUUAAAGCAGUAAUACUUGCGUUUCCAACCUCCAAACGUCAUUAAGAAUUAUGGUUAGAAUUCAUAUUAUUUACUCUUGUAAUGAUCUUCAAUUCUCGAUUCAAGACAAGUAACAAAAGCACGGAGUCGUUUCUAAACUCAAAUUCGUUUUUCCUGUGGAAAACGUAAAUUUCAAAUCAAACUCAAAAAAAGCUCAUAAGCUCUUUUUUAAUAAUAAUUAGAAUCUUUUAUAAUAGGUACCGUAACUUACUAUAUUCCUAAUAUUGAAAUAUAACCGAAAUUGAGAGAAAUAAAAUGAUGAUUUUUCGUAGACUACACACUAUUGUUUAACAAUGGUUUUCCGUUCUUGAACUCUUUCUAUAAUUUUAUCAUUGAAUUUAGAAAUACAGAUCAUGAAAAUGUUAUCAGCUUAUCAGCUAAAUUAUGGUGUUAAUAAAACAUAAUACACUGAAUUGAAAUUUGUCAUUUUUAAUAAAAAAUAAAUAUUAAGUAUAAAAUUAAAAUAUUUCAAUUACACUACAAUUAUAUAAUAAUAUAACGUUCAUUUCCAAGUAAAUAUAUUAACAAUUAACAUAGUUGAAUUAAUAACAAUAAUUGCUACAUGCUCUGCAGAUCUCUUGAGCUCAAGAUGAUGUUAUGUCAUUUUCCAUAAUUUAUCUUUUCAUCUUAAUAACUUUGACUACGAAAGAUAUGUUUCUUUCAAAAUUUAAAUAAAUUUAAAAAAAAUAAAACAUUAGGUACUGAUUGCACAAACGCCGGUUAAAUUUUAACCGUGAUUAAUUCCACGAGAACCAAUCAGAGAACCCGUCUUUUCAGAAAAGCCUUCUCUGAUUGGUUCUCGUAAAAUUAAUCACAGUUAAAUUUUCACCGGCUUUUGUGCAACCGGGCCUUAGCAUAAUAAACGUAAACAGGCUAGUUCUUGGAACUAUUGUUUUAAUCUUUCGAAGACAUAACCUACUCGAUCGACAAGUUUGUUCAAAUUGAUGCAAUAACGUUGAUAUGCAAUAAAUUACAGAAUGUUUUUCAAAUUGAUUAAACCUCUUGCACUCAAUACUCUUAUUCUCCUCUAUUGCUUUUUU